Molecule: messenger RNA, 384 nt
Organism: Striga hermonthica
Lineage: Eukaryota; Viridiplantae; Streptophyta; Magnoliopsida; Lamiales; Orobanchaceae
Source: the annotation of a GenBank genome assembly
AUGGUGGAUGAUCAGCAAACUGUGUGCAGUAUGUGCGGCGAUGUUGGUUUUCCGGACAAGCUCUUCCGCUGUUCAAAGUGCCGUCGCCGCUUUCAGCACUCGUAUUGCAGCAAUUACUACCACGGCAAACAAGCCGAGCCGAUCGGAAUCUGUGAUUGGUGCCAAUGCGAGGAGAAAAGCUCUCCUGGGAAUUGCAAAAACAGCAGUAACAAAUCAGGUCAUUCAAGUACCGAAUUGAGGUCGCCGGCUAGCUCCGGCGACAAACUCCGGCAGCAUCACCACCGGGAGGACGGCGGCUCGUCGGCAGAGAAGGCCACCGGAAAACUCCCCUCCCCGCGGCCCACCCCUCGCAGGUACAAGCUCCUCAAGGAUGUUAUGUGCUGA